This is a messenger RNA of Talaromyces proteolyticus, 7572 nucleotides long. RefSeq names its product polyketide synthase. Gene Ontology annotation, biological process: fatty acid biosynthetic process; secondary metabolite biosynthetic process. The coding region runs from base 1 to 7572 and encodes 2523 amino acids. Lineage: Eukaryota; Fungi; Ascomycota; Eurotiomycetes; Eurotiales; Trichocomaceae. The record is from RefSeq and is a predicted model, not a curated record. The transcript is spliced from 18 exons. Gene Ontology annotation, molecular function: 3-oxoacyl-[acyl-carrier-protein] synthase activity; oxidoreductase activity; fatty acid synthase activity.
AUGACUGCUUAUCCUUCUGUGCACAUCGAAGGUGAUAUGGCGGGGAGGCUGUCUCUCGAUGAUGCUAUGAGAGGCUUGGCACCAGGGAAUCUUCGAAGUCCCUCUCCGACAACCACACUUUCAUCUACCUCAAUUCAUGACCGUGCAUCCACGCCAGCCAGCUCACAGGAUGAUGAGCCAUUAUCUUCUGCCAAUUUUGAACCAAUCGCUAUCGUCGGCAUGGGGAUGAGGCUUCCAGGAGGAGUUAGGACGGACAAGGAAUUUUGGGAUUUUUUGAUUGAGAAAAAGGAUGGGCGUUGCAAAGUCCCCGGCACACGCUAUAAUGUUGAUGCGUUUUAUCAUGAGUCUAAACAACACUCUGUAAAAACACAGUAUGGUUAUUUUUUGCAAGAGGACCCUGCCUUCUUCGACACAGGUUUCUUCUCUAUUGGCUCGUUCGAAGCCGCGAGAUUGGAUCCACAGCAACGCCUGUUGAUGGAAGUUAUCUGGGAAUGCAUGGAAAGCGCCGGCCAGACUGGAUGGCGAGGAGAUAACGUCGGCUGUUAUGUCGGAGUUUAUGGUGAAGAUUGGCUCGAUUUGAAUAGUAAAGAUAUACAUUGGAUUGAUCGUUAUCAUGUUCUGGGUACUGGAAACUUUGCAUUAUCAAAUCGCAUAUCCUAUGAAUAUGACCUCAGAGGACCUAGUAUGACAUUACAAACUGGCUGUUCGUCCUCUCUUGUUGGGCUCCAUGAAGCUUGUAUCGCUAUACAGGCUGGAGAUUGUUCGUCUGCUAUUGUUGCGGGAACAAAUCUAAUAUUUACGCCAACAAUGACAACUACAAUGUCCGACAAUGGAGUUUUGGCUCCAGACGGAAUUUGCAAGACAUUUGAUGCUGCAGCUAAUGGCUAUGGACGUGGAGAGGCUGUGAAUGCACUUUAUAUAAAACCAUUGAAAGAAGCUCUUCGCGCUGGUGAUCCUGUCAGAGCUAUCAUUCGUUCUUCUAGCACAAAUUGCGAUGGCAAAACACCCAGCAUUACCACACCUGGCUCUGAGUCGCAGAAGCGGCUUAUUAAAAAAGCCUAUGAAAGAGCAGGUAUUGAUGAUAUUACCGAAACUGCCUUUUUUGAAUGCCAUGGCACAGGUACGGUUAUAGGGGACAAAAAUGAAGUCUCCGUAGUUGCUGAUCUCUUCGGAAGUAAGGGCGUAUAUAUCGGCGCGGUCAAGCCAAAUGUUGGCCAUUCAGAAGGUGCCUCGGGUUUAACUAGUGUGAUCAAAGGGGUGUUGAGUUUGGAGAAAAAUGUGAUUCCUCCAAACGCUCAUUUCAAGGAUCCUAGUCCAGAGAUUCCUUUCAAAUCAGCUCGACUUCAAGUUCCGAUAGAAGCCACGCCUUGGCCUGAAAAUCGAAAACAACGAGUUAGCGUGAACUGUUUUGGAAUAGGAGGUGCAAAUGCUCAUGUAAUAUUGGAGUCAGCAUCAUCACUUCUGCCGCCUGUAAUUGGGACCACUACAAGAACCAUCAAGCCACAAGAAGAUUCGUUACACCUACUCCUUCUAUCUGCAUCUAGUUCAUCUGCCUUGAAAAGCAAAGCCACCCUAUUGAAGGAGUACAAGGAAUCUCAGUCGCUAGAUAUAGAGGAUUUAGCAUACACAUUGGCGUUCCACCGCGAGCAUUUAAGCCACCGGACUUUCUUAAUUGGAAACAAGAACGAGAUCCACAUCCCAGAUCAGCUAACCGUGAACAAAUCAAACUUUUCUCCGUCUGUCACAUACGUCUUCACUGGACAAGGAGCACAAUGGACAGGCAUGGGUAAGGAUUUGCUGGAGAAUUAUGAUCAAUUCGCAAGCGAUAUCAAGAAAAUGGACGACAUUUUAAAGACAGUGAAUGAUCCGCCUCAGUGGACAAUAGAACAGGAGCUCCUGGCAGUAGGUGAUGACUCUCGAGUGAACGAAGCGGAACUGUCACAAACCCUUUGCACCGCUGUUCAAAUCGCCAUUGUCAACCUUUUGUCUAGUUGGGGAAUUCAAGCUAAUGCUGUUGUUGGACACUCCAGUGGCGAGAUCGCCGCCGCCUACGCAUCGAAUGCGCUCACAUUUGAGUCAGCCAUUAUUGUGGCUUACUACCGUGGGCAAAUGGCCAGAAAUUGUCGCUUAGGAUCUAUGGCAGCCGUUAGUAUGAGCUCAGCAGAACUCCAGCCGUACUUGCAACAUGGCGUUGUUAUUGCAUGCGAAAAUAGUUUUCAGAGUACAACUAUAUCCGGUGACCCCGAACAAGUUGAUAAGGUGAUUAAAGCUAUAUCUCAGAGCAAACCAAAUGUUUUUUGUCGAAAGCUUCGAGUCAAAGUUGCUUACCAUUCACACCAUAUGCAUGAAUUGGGAAACGCAUAUGAAGAAGCAAUCAAGCCCUAUAUAAAUUUGAGAAAAAGAACUGUACUCUUUUUCUCAAGUGUCACAGGUUCACUAUUGGAGGAGGCUAGCAAGCUAGAUGCUACUUACUGGCGUCGGAAUCUGGAGUCCCCUGUGCUAUUUUCCUCCGCCCUCAGUAGUAUUGUGAAGAAUGCACAGCGUAAUCAACUCUUUCUUGAGAUAGGACCACAUUCCGCCCUAGCAGGCCCAAUACGUCAGAUAAUAAAAAGUACAAAGGGUCCAAAGGAAUCUGUCUACGUUUCGACCCUCACUAGGGGUACGAAACAAGUACGCAAUAUGCUCGAAACUCUGGGCCACCUUUAUUCACAUGGCGCUUCAGUCGAGAUCCAUAGGUUGUUUGAUACAUGCGGUAGAAAAUUUUUGAUGGAUCUUCCUCUCUACCCUUGGGAUCAUGAGGAGCGGUACUGGCAUGAAACCCGGGCCACACAGAGCUGGCGGCUGAGGGAGUUCCCUCAUCAUGAAAUACUCGGCUCUAGGCUGCCAGGUUCAAGUGACAUUGAGCCUGUUUGGAGGAACAUAUUGCGUCUUGAAGACGUGCCAUGGAUAGCUGAACAUGUUCUUUGUAAUGAUAUCGUCUUUCCAGGGGCAGGCUAUAUCGCCAUGGCAGGAGAAGCUAUCCGACAAAUAACAGGUUGCGACAGAUACGUGGUUAAAAAUCUUUUUCUCAAAACUCCAUUGUUUCUUCACGAAAUGCAAGCUACAGAGAUUUUGACUAGCGUGAAGCCCGCCCGUCUGACAGAUAUUGCUGAUGCUGACUAUUAUGAUUUCACCAUUUCUGCUUAUGAUGGAACUAAUUGGAUAAAACACUGCCAAGGGCAUGCCAGUAAAGGUGCUGAAGAUGACCCAGAACCAAAAGGUCUCCAACCCUUUAUUCGAAAAGUUUCAUCAAAGUUCUGGUAUGCCUUUAUGGCUAAGUUAGGCCUGAGCUAUGGGCCUCGCUUUCAAGGCCUACAGAAUAUCACAACGCAUCCGGCUGAGAAAUUAGCUCAUGCCACUUCCCAUGAUGACGGCACUUGGCAUGAAAGUCACUAUUCGAUACACCCGACUCUUAUAGACCAAACAUUGCAGUUAAUGGGCGUUGCAGUUUCGCGGGGCUUGACUCGUGUUGUGGAUAAAUUAUGCGUACCAAUUCAAAUUGAGACUAUCGAGAUCAGCAAAGCGACCGGUGUAUUUGCCAUAGAAGCGACUACCAAUCAUAUGUCUGGGGCAACAAUGUCUGGAAAUGUGACUGCCACAGUCGAUAGUCGACCCGUGAUCUCUCUGAAAGGGGCCUCGUUUUUCUCUAUCGAUGACAGCCAAAGUGUUGGAGACUCAAAAAUUCCUCUGACUUCUCAACCUCAAUGGAGACCUGAUAUUGAUUUGGUUCCUCAGGAGUCUCUUCUCCCAUUCUUGCCCCAAGGGCGAAAGUCGGAAAUCUAUUCGACCAUAAUUUCUCUAUGUGUUAUUGAUACUGCGUUGGCAUUACAAGAUUUGGAGCCCGUAACGGACCAUCUCAAGAAAUAUAAAAGUUGGGUUUGUGGCAUGUUUGAUCGGAUCGGCACUAACAGUGAGGAGAUCUGGAAGGCAAGCCAGGCAAAUGAAUGGGUCAAUGUCUCUUCCGAAGCCCGACGAGAAUUAUACGAUGAAGCUUUGUUGCAAGUUAAAUCUGAUGACUACGCAUCUCUUAACCUAUGUGCACUAAUGCGCCAGGUCAUGGACAACGCAAGUGAUGUUAUCCUGGGGAAGAAGCAACCCGUGGAAGUUUUGUUCCAAGACGAAAAGAUGAAAACCUUAUACUCGUCUAACUCUACAAGUGCUCAGUUUAAGCAUCUGUUUUCUUUACUUGUUCAUUCUAACCCAAGAAUGCGAGUACUGGAGAUCGGAGGCGGUACUGCAAGUACCACAACGAUAGCCCUUGAGCUCCUGCGUUCAUCUACAGGAGUCCCAAUGUUCCAAAACUAUACCUUCACCGAUAUUUCAGCCGCAUUUCUAAAAGCAGCAGAGGAAAGCUUCAAAGAGCAUAAGAAUAUGACUUGCAAGCUCCUGGAUAUAGCAAGAGACCCUCUUGAACAAGGAUUUGACUUGUCAAGCUUUGAUCUCAUCAUUGCCUCAAAUGUUAUGCACGCCAUUCCAAAACUUCAAACAGGCAUUGAAAAUGUGAAGAAGCUUCUGGCACCGGGAGGACGUUUUAUCUUGCAAGAGCUAUGUCCCGAUCUGCCUUGGGCGGACUAUAUAAUGGGUUUGCUGCCUGGUUGGUGGCUAGGCGAAGCGGACGGAAGGACAGAGAGGCCGUAUGUCAGACCGGAACGUUGGCAUAACGAACUUUUAGAAGCUGGGCUUACUGGAAUCGAGGCCCAAGCUUACGAUGAUGAAUGGCCACAGAGGAUGACUGCCAGCAUGCUUACUCGAAAGCCUCUGUUACCCGUACCUGACAGGAGGGUUACUCUUGUUACACAUUCAAAGCCUAACCAAUGGAUAAAAGAACUGGAAAAUCGGUUGCUACAAAAGGAAUUCACAGUCACUUGGGGUUCUCUAAAUGACAAGCAGCCAUCUACGCGAGAUGCAAUUUUCCUUCUCGAUCUCGAUGGACCCUUUUUUCAUAAUAUCUCUGAAGCUAAUUAUGAAAGCUUCAAAACAUACAUUUCGGCUUGCACAAAUACCCAUAUGUUGUGGAUAACACCAGGUAAUCAAGACAUGUGUGAAACUCCAUUUUAUGGACUCGUGUCUGGGGUUGCUCGAAGCCUCUGGAGAGAGAUGUCACUCGAUUUUGCAACAGUGAAAGUGGAUCGUUUUAAUUCGACGUCCGUCGAUGCUGUUACUCGAAUUUAUCAAAAGUUUCGGGAGCAAACUGCCACUUCCGCCAUGACUGAAUAUGAAUAUAUGGUAUCGGAUAACGUUGCCAAUAUUUGCAGGUUCGAGUGGAAAGCAAUUGAAGACCACCUCAGAACCACUUCUACCAAGGAUACGCCAAGGAAAAUGUCAAUGAAGCAGCUCGGUCUCAUUGACACAAUCGAGUGGACGCUCGACGAUGAAGAAGAAUUGAAAGCAGAUGAGGUUAACGUCGAUAUCGCCUAUUGUGGUCUCAAUUUCAAGGAUAUAAUGAUUAGUAUGGGUGUAUUUGGGUCAACCAAAGAUGUUGGCAUCGAAGGUAGUGGUUCUGUGCGUUCGAUCGGAAGCAAUGUGAAAAAUCUUAGCGUAGGCGAUGAAGUCCUCCUUAUUGGUAGUGGUAUUAUGAAAACGCGCAAGACCGUCACUGCAGACCGCUGUAUCAAACUACCCGCAGAUCUAUCUCUUGAGGAUGCGGCAACAAUGCCAGUGGUGUUCGCUACGGCAAUUUACUCUCUGCUCCAUCUUGGACAUCUCAAAAAAGGUCAAUCUGUUUUAAUUCACUCUGCAUGUGGAGGAUUGGGACUUGCUGCAAUCCAGGUUUGUCAGGUGAUAGGCGCUGAGAUCUAUGCAACCGUUGGCAAUGAGGAGAAGAUUGCAUAUCUUGAAGCCAAUUUUGGAAUUCCUCGUGACAGAGUAUUCAAUUCGCGAAAUGACUCGUUCCUCCCAGCCGUAAUGCACGCGACGAACGGUAAAGGUGUGAAUAUUGUUUUGAAUUCAUUAUCCGGAAAGCUUUUACACGCAUCCUGGAGAUGUGUUGCCAAGCUUGGUAAAAUGAUAGAACUUGGUAAGCGAGAUUUGCUUGGGCAUGGAAUGCUUAGCAUGGAUUUGUUUCUGGAUAAUCGAGCUUUCUUCGGCGUCGACCUUUCCACUCUUACUGAAGAGGACCCUUCUGUUUUCAAAGACCUACUUACACAGUUCACGGAUUGGUUCAAAGAAGGCAAGAUAAAACCAAUUCGCCCCACUCGUGUUUUCGAAGCUGGAAAUAUUGUCGAUGCUUUCCGUUAUAUGCAGAAGGGUGCUCAUAUGGGUAAAAUACUUAUUAAGAUGCCUCAAAAUACAAGUGACAUGGUCACAGCGUCAUCAAAGCCACAUGUUUCUCUGUCCACUGAGAGAUCAUACCUACUUGUAGGUGGCCUUGGAGGGAUUGGCCGGGCUGUUUCAAACUUUCUUGUGGAAAAAGGUGCUCGUCAACUUAUCUUUCUUUCAAGGUCGGCUGGAAAACACGAGGAACACGCUCAAUUUCUUAAAGAACUGGAGGCUCAAGGAUGUCAAUCAUCACUUGUUCAAGGAAGCGUCCAGAAUUUGCAAGAUGUCCAGAGAGCCAUCAAUAUUAGUACAAAACCCAUCGCAGGUGUAAUUCAGUUGUCGAUGGUUUUAAGAGAUCAAUCAUUCUCAAAAAUGACCCUCGAUGACUGGUCUGCAGCUGUUGAUCCGAAGGUGGCUGGCACUUGGAAUUUACAUACCGCAACGGAGCAAUGCCCACUUGACUUCUUCAUUGCCUUUGGUUCAUUGAGCGGUACAUGUGGUAAUACAGGGCAGGCUAAUUAUUCAGCCGCCAACUCUUUCCUUGAUGAAUUCGUUCAAUAUCGGCGCAGUAAAGGCUUCCCAGCAUCGGUGCUGAACAUUGGUGCUGUGGGAGAUAUUGGAUUUGUGAGCCAAGACCAGAAGCUACUCGACCAUAUGAAGUCUUUGGGAAAUCGGCUUUUGCAAGAAAAAGAUAUCACGGAUGCAUUGGAAGUAAUCAUUUCGACUUCGUCAUCCCAGAAAAUUGUGCAUGAUGCUGAUAGCAGCUCGCCAAAUUCGACUGGGAUGGUUAUUGGCUUAGCAGUUAACAAGCCACUCAGAACUUUAACAAUGCGCCCUCCAUGGACCAAUGAUCGUCGAUUUUUGGCAUAUGAAAACUAUGAGUUGCCAUCUUCUGAGCAAAGCACAGAAUCAGAUGAAGCAGGCCUAAGAGAUUUUGUGGGCCAGAUCGAGACGAAUCCAAUGUUGUUAAUGCAGGCCGAGACUGAGGCGAAGAUUCGAAGAGAACUAGGGAAGUUAAUAGUCACGCAUACGGCCUACGGUCAGAAGGAAGAGAUGACGGAAGAAGAGAUAUCCGGUAUUGCGAUUGAUUCUUUGAUGUCAAUUGAAAUUCGGAACUGGGCAAGGCGUAAGCUAUCCAUCGACAUCGCAUUGACUGAGAUAUCAAAGGCUGCGACUGUGGGCGGAUUGGCCAGAUUGACAGUGGAAAAGUUGAAACUCAAAUACGCGCCACAGACACAGGAAGGAGACGUUCAAACUGAAGCGGUUUCUUCAUAA